Molecule: messenger RNA, 1362 nt
Organism: Acyrthosiphon pisum (pea aphid)
Lineage: Eukaryota; Metazoa; Arthropoda; Insecta; Hemiptera; Aphididae
Product: dnaJ homolog subfamily C member 17-like
Biological process (GO): spliceosomal complex disassembly
Cellular component (GO): spliceosomal complex
Molecular function (GO): RNA binding
Source: RefSeq, marked predicted
AUACUAAAUAAUAAAUAUUUUUCAAUUUUGGUUUUGGUAAUUUACACUACAACGUUUUUAAUUUUUAUAUUAUUAUUAAUUUUCAACUAUCAUAAUUUUAAGUUAUUAAUAAGUUUAUAAUUCAGUUCAUAAGUCUAAACUCUUAGCAUAAGAUUUUUAAGCAUCCAUUUUACGAUGGAUUCAGAUUUGAAAGAUUUAGAUCUUUAUGGAAUACUAGAGAUCCAACAAUCGGCUACUGAAAAGGAGAUAAAAACGGCAUAUCGGAAGAAAGCUUUACAAUGCCAUCCAGAUAAAAAUCCUGACAAUCCCAAAGCAGCUCAAUUGUUCUUGCAGUUAUCUAAAAUUUUAACUAUUCUUACUGACACAGCAGCUCGAUUGGCUUAUGACAAGUUAGUAAAUGCUAAAAUUGCUGCAAAAUUACGAGAAAAAGAGUAUGAUUCAAAAAGAAAGAAAUUAAUUGAUGAUCUUGCUAAAAGAGAAAAUGAAGCAUUAGCAAAUCAAAAAAAUACAGUGGAACGCAAUUUUGAGAAAGAACUGGAACGUUUAAGAAAAGAAAGUUCAUCUUUACUUGCAAAAGAAAGAGCCCGUGUUAAUGAGCUGCUAAGGCAGCAAGAAACUGAGAAGGAAAAAAUUGGUUCAUUCAAAUUAAAAGUUAAGUGGAAGGAAAAUGGAGUGUAUAAUAAAGACAAUUUAACAUCAUUAUUCUCUAAGUAUGGCGAUGUAAUAACAGUUGUGGUUCUGGAAAAUAAAAAAUGUGUUGCUCUUGUUGAGUACAAAUCUAAGACUUCGGCUAUAAACGCCAAAAAUUUGGAAGUUGGUUAUCCAAAUUGUCCUCUAAUUGUGAGUUUUCUCGGGGAUUAUGGACAAGACACUAAAAAGAGUACUACUAAUCAUACUUCUGCUCCAAAUCCUAGCACUAUAUUUUCAACUUAUCAAAAUCCAAAUGACAAUCAUGUAGAAAAUACCUCAUCUGCACAAGCUUUUUCGGAUUAUGAAGCAAUGAUACUUGAGAGAUUUAGAAAAGCUAACAAACCACAACAAGAAAAUAGUAAUUCAGGCAAAAUAAAUACACAAGAACCUUGGGUAGUAUGAGAAGUCUAACGUAUUUGAUUUACAUAAUUAAUAAUUUAAUUUAAUUAUUAUUAAUACUUGUAGAUAUUAUGUACAUAUGUAAAUAUUGAAAUAUAUGAAUAUUUUUUUUUCAUCCUUGAUUGACAAUACAAUGUUAAAGAUGUCUACCAGUCAAUCAAAAAAAAAUUCCCAAAAUAUUAAAAAAAUAAUUUCUGAAAUAAUAUCUAACACUGUAUAAGAAAAAAUAAAUGUGGAAUUGUGGAAAUACAAAAACAAAAAUGAUUAUAUACA